CUUGCCCGGUCCUGCGGAGGCUGCGCCAUGGAGCCCUCCCACGGCCGCCCCACCAUCGUCUCGCCCUCGCCACCUGUGGAUUUUGUCUUGGGCGCUGCGGCGUGCUGCAUGGCCUGUGUGUUCACCAACCCGCUGGAGGUGGUCAAGACGCGGCUGCAGCUGCAAGGGGAGCUCCGCUCACGGGGCACGUACCCCCGCCACUACCGAGGGGUGCUGCAGGCCAUGGUGGCCGUGUGCCAGGCCGACGGGCUCCGGGGCCUUCAGAAGGGGCUCACGGCUGGACUGCUGUACCAGGGGCUGAUGAACGGUGUGCGCUUCUGCUUCUACUCCCACGCGGAAGACGUCGGCUUGACCCAACAGCCGGGCGGAACCAUCGUGGCCGGAGCCGUGGCUGGGGCGCUGGGAGCCUUUGUGGGCAGCCCGGCCUAUCUGGUCAAAACGCACCUCCAGGCCCAGACCGUGGGCGCCAUCGCUGUGGGGCAUCAGCACAACCACCAGAGCGUCUCUGGAGCUUUUGAGACCAUUUACAAGAAGCAGGGGCUCCUGGGCCUGUGGCGAGGGGUGAACGGGGCCGUGCCCCGCGUCAUGGUGGGCUCGGCCGUGCAGCUGGCCACCUUUGCCUCUGCCAAAGAGUGGGUCAGGAAGCACAAGUGGUUCAAGGAAGGCAGCUGGAUGGUGGCCCUGGCCGGUGGCAUGAUCAGCAGCGUGGCUGUGGCUGUGGCCAUGACACCCUUCGACGUGGUCAGCACCAGACUCUACAACCAGCCGGUCGAUGAGAUGGGCCUGGGCAAGCACUAUCGCGGUUUCCUCGACUGCUUCAUGCAAGUCUCCAGCAAGGAAGGCGUCCUGGCACUGUACAAAGGCCUGGGCCCAGCUUACCUCCGCCUGGGACCUCACACCGUUCUCAGCCUCCUCUUCUGGGACGAACUGAGGAAAUUCACCUACCAGCACCUGGGGACCUGAUGGGCUUCCCCCCAGGCUCUUGAAGGACGUUGGCAAAUUCUUUCUCUCCGCUGCUCGGAUGCUGGAGCCAGAACUGGGGCAGGGGGGAUGUCACCACUUUUCCAGGAUAACCCUGUUAUCCAGUGGGGACAUUUUGCCCAGCCCGUUCCAGUGGACUGGUUUCGUCCGUGAGGCUAGAGAAAUGGGCUUCUGCUCCCGAGGGGUGUGGGGCAUCCCCCUUCUUGCCUCCUCAGCAGGGUAGGUACUGGUGUCUCCUCUCCUCACCUCAUUCUCUCAUGUUUUAAAUGGCGAUGGGCACCGUUUGUGCCCUUCUCAGAGAGGUGGCAGCCAGGAAGCAACUUCAAGUCUUCAAAAAAGCUUGAACCCCUCCGUGCACUCCUGUCCCACAGGGCAUGUCGCUCCAGCCAUGACCUUUUUGGGAUGCUGAGGAGCCGAGGUCCCAUGCUCCGUUGCAUCUUCGCAGUGUACGAAACGUCUGUGCGACGCGGACUGGCAUUUCGCUGGCUUUGGAUAUUUUCCGGCUCGACCCACGCUCCCUGUGCCCAGAUACCAGGGUAACGGGCACUGGACUUUGCAGUAGACCAAAGAGCAAAGAGGGGUGAGAAGGCGUGGACAGGGGGUGCCCCCUGCUGUGCGGGGAGGGACGUGCCAGUGUUUCCUGGAGCGCGGCCCUUCAGCUGGUGCAAUGGGACCCAAGACCCAACCUGUGGCGGGUUGUCCCAGGGCCACCACCGCCAUUUGGUCUGUCUUUUUGCAGAGGAGAAGCAAGAGAAUAAAGUAGAAAGGGCCUGGAGAGAGAGAGGAGGAGGAGGAGAAAGCAGAGGCAGACAGCAAAGAGCACAAGGAAAAGACACACGGAGUGAAAGAGGAAGUUGCAAGGAGCAGGUUAGGGUUUGGA
Molecule: messenger RNA, 1861 nt
Organism: Elgaria multicarinata webbii
Lineage: Eukaryota; Metazoa; Chordata; Lepidosauria; Squamata; Anguidae
Gene: SLC25A34
Product: solute carrier family 25 member 34
Exons: 5
Coding region: 28-963 (311 amino acids)
Source: RefSeq, a predicted model, not a curated record